GACACGUCCACUGUCAUUUGUCAGUGUGACAUUUUCAUUGUUUUGUGUGAAUGUAUCAUGAAAUGAAUUUAAUGUUUUUAAUUAAAUAAAAUCAUUUAAAAUGGGUAACGCUGACACAAAAUUAAACUUUAGAAAGGCAGUAGUGCAACUGACGUCCAAAACACAGCCUAUUGAUGCGUCUGACGAUAGUUUUUGGGACCAAUUUUGGUCGGAGAGCGUUACCAACGUGCAAGAUGUGUUCGCACUAGUGCCAGGGGCUGAGAUACGGGCAUUACGAGAGGAGUCUCCGAACAACCUGGCGACUCUCGUGUACAAGGCUGUCGAGAAAUUGGUGAAAACUGUCGACAGCAGCUGCAGGACUCAAAGAGAGCAACAAACAGCUUUAAACUGUGCCCGCCUCCUCACCCGAGUGCUGCCCUACAUGUUGGAGGAGCCUGAAUGGCACGGUUUCUUCUGGUCAUCACUACCCGCCGCAGCUGAGAAUGAGUCCGUGCCGCUAGCUCAGUCUCUCAUCAACGCUAUUUGUGAUCUCCUGUUCUGUCCUGACUUCACGGUGGUCAGCACGAAGCGCUCCGGCCCGGAGCGUGCCGAAGAGCUGUCGUCGCUGGACAGCUGCGAGUACAUCUGGGCGGGCGGCGUGGGGUUCGCGCGGUCGGCGGCGCGCGUGGCGGCGCACGAGGCGGCGCGCGCGGAGCUGCUGCGCCUGCUGCUCACCUGCUUCAGCGAGACCGUGUACAAGCCGCCGCACCACGCCGCCACACACCACAACAAGUGGAUCGCAUAUUUCACAAGCCCCGAGAACCGUCAUGCCCUGCCGCUGUUUACAUCUCUCCUCAAUACUGUAUGUUCCUACGAUCCCGUGGGACUCGGCUUGCCGUACAACCAUCUGCUAUUUGCGGACACGUUGGAACCAUUGGUCGAGGUGGCGCUACAAAUUCUGAUAGUGACGUUAGACCAUGAUACAAGCAAUGUUGUCAACGAAGAAUCAGAUGAGAGCCUUCCAGACAACCUGUUCAUCAACUACCUGUCCCGGAUCCAUCGCGACGAGGACUUCCAGUUCGCACUCCGUGGUGUCACGCGGCUGCUGAACAACCCACUCACGCAGACCUACCUACCCAACUCCGCCAAGAAGGUCAACCUGCAUCAGGAACUGCUAGUGCUGUUCUGGAAGAUGUGUGAUUAUAACAAGAAAUUCAUGUAUUACGUUCUGAAGAGUAGCGACGUGUUGGAAGUGCUGGUGCCGAUACUGUACCACCUGAACGACUCACGCGCAGACCAGUCUCGCGUGGGCCUGAUGCACAUCGGCGUGUUCAUCCUGCUGCUCCUGUCCGGGGAGCGCAACCUGGGCGUGCGGCUGAACAAGCCGUACGCGGCCGCCGUGCCCAUGGACAUCCCGGUGUUCACGGGCACGCACGCCGACCUGCUCGUGGUGGUGUUUCACAAGAUCAUCACCACGGGGCACCAGCGCCUGCAGCCGCUGUUUGACUGUCUGCUCACUAUACUUGUUAAUGUGUCCCCAUACCUGAAGACGCUCUCGAUGGUGGCGUCCACGAAGCUCCUGCAUCUCCUCGAGGCGUUCAGCACGCCGUGGUUCCUGUUCUCGCAGCCGCACCAUCACCACCUCGUGUUCUUCCUGCUCGAGAUGUUCAACAACAUGAUACAGUAUCAAUUUGACGGUAACUCGAACCUGGUGUACACAAUCAUCCGCAAGCGCGCGGUGUUCCACGCACUCGCCAACCUGCCGCACGAACACACUGCCAUCGCGCGCUCGCUGCAGGCCGCCAAGGGCGCCGCCUUCCUCAACACCGCCGCGCUGCACAGGUCGCGCAGCUCGGAGUCGGUGGCGGAGACGCCGAUGGAGGGCUCGCGGCCGGCGCAGCCCGCCGAGCCAGGUACACUCAACGCCACGCUGCCAGAAACGCCAGCCAUCGCCGCGAUGACGGAGCGCGAGUCGGCGCACCCCCCGCGCGCAUCCCCGGAGCCGGCGGCGGCGCCCCCGGCCUCCGCCCCCGCGCCCCCCGGCCCCGACACGAGCGCGCGCCUGCUGCCACGGCGCGGCGGGCCCGACGGCGAGGACGCGCCGCACAACACCGCCGACGACGACGACGACAAGCCCAGGACUGUCGCGCAUAGGGACAGUAUAACGGUGAGCAGCGGGGGGCUGCGGCGCGAGGAGGGCGGCGGCGAGUGGCGGCCGAGCGCGGAGUGGGUCGCCAGCUGGCGCUCCAAGCUGCCGCUGCAGACCAUCAUGCGCCUGCUGCAGGUGCUGGUGCCGCAGGUCGAGAAGAUAUGCAUCGACAAGGGGCUGACGGACGAGUCGGAGAUCCUGCGCUUCCUGCAGCACGGCACGCUGGUGGGGCUGCUGCCGGUGCCGCACCCCAUCCUCAUCCGCAAGUACCAGGCCAACGCCGGCACCGCGGCCUGGUUCCGCACCUACUUGUGGGGCGUUAUAUACAUACGAAACGUGGACCCUCCCAUAUGGUACGACACGGAUGUGAAAUUGUUCGAGAUACAGCGGGUAUGAUCGUAAGGAACUAAACACCAUCUAGCGUACAUUAUAGAUGUCGUCAAAUAACUUGAUCCAGUAUACGGGGCUUGCCUGAGCGCGUGAGACGAAAGUUGCCAGUGCGCUUAGAAUGUGGCGGAAAAAAACAUGUGUCGUUUCAUUGUGUUUGGUUGAGAGACUAACACAUGACUGAUGGCAUUGGUCUCUCGAUCACAAACAUCAAAAUUAAACAUCGACUUAUGAGUCGCGUUUUUUUUACGUUCUAAGGGGGCUGAUCUACCAAUCGUUCGGUACAUAUGUAGCUAGCUACCCCGCUGACAUAUACAAUCGAUGAGUUAAGUUGUUUGUCGAUAACUAAAAUAGGUACCACACUACCACAUUAGUAAGUUUAUUUUUCUACUUUACUUACCUUACAAACCGAACCAAUUGUAGAUUUUAUCUUCUAAUAUAUUCUGAUGUUAUGAGCAGUAGCGGAUUCGGGAAAUAAUUUGGGGGGUCGAUUUGCUUAUCUGAGGAUAUAAAAAGACUUUUAUAUUAAGUCCGUUAUUGGUUCGAUUGCUCGGGAAGAUGGAAUCCGCUAAGGUUUCAUUGGAUUAGUAAGGAGCUGAGGUUUUCUACCUGUGCCGGUCUACUUUGUUUAUACGUGAUCUCAUCCUCUGGCCGUAAUGAUAAAUACCUUUGUCAGUUAUCUGUCAAUUUGACAUUUAUGGAUGUAAUUAACAGAUCUUGCAUUUCAUUGUAGGAAAUAAAUAGUGAAUACACAGACUAUCUGAAUUAUUUAUAUGUAUUUAUAAAUAUUCUUCUGCACGUAACAUGACAUAGUUUUCGUUAAAAUAAGUUAACUUUUACUGAAUAUUAUACAGGCCCGUAUCCAAGACUCUAUUAUGGGGGUAAUUAAAAGUAAUGUUUAGAUAAAAAUCACUCAGCUUACGAUACAAAAAUCAAUCAAACAGCAUCAUGUUGCAAAGACAUUACACUUUGGUUUUUUUUUAAUUACUUAACAUAAAAAUUCCACUAAUUCUUCUUCCCUACAUCCUGUGCAUAGUCUGGAAGAAAGUAAAAUGUCAAUAAUUAUUACGAUUUUAUUUUUAAGGUAUAAACCUAGGGCAUGAUCAGUAAAAUUAUUUUUGCAAAUUCGAUUACCCAUAAUGUGUAUUUGAAAUUGGUUUGGAAUUAGAUAAAUAUUUUAAGUAGUCUAGUUGUAUAAUAAACAUUUGAUCAUGCUUAGUCAAAAUUAAAUUAUUGACUUAUAAUGAAAUUUAUGAGUAUUGGUACAAAUUAUUUCAACAUUCACUUCUGCAUCGCGAUCCAUGACGCAAGGCUUGUAUCACGUAUGGAAGGUGUGAUGGUGUAUUUAUUUAUUAUGAAACGUAAUCGACUUAUGAAUGAUGAAGUGCGGCUUUUAGAUGAUAUUUAUACCAGUUUUGUUAAGGCUUAGAACAAUGUUAUAUGUAUAAGUAGUGAGUAUGUAAAACUAUUUCAGAAUAUAAAUAUACGUAACUUAUCACAAUUUACGGCGAAUCUUAUUGAGAAUUCCAGACGUUUUAGACCAAAAUUGGAUUGUCCACAGAUUUUUCAGUUUUAUUUUGUGUAGAAUAAAUCUGUGACUUAUUUAAAGUUUUAAAGUUAUAAUUAUUUAGUUUUUCUACCUCUUCAAAAUAGAUGUGUAUUUGUUUUAUAGAAUUAUAAAUUUAUUUUACAAUGCUAUUGAAGACAUUAAUGCAAGAACGACCUGAUACUGAAUAUUUUAUUGAAGAAUGUAUAAUUUUAAUACAUUAAAAAUAUUUUUCUUGAUUCCAUAAUGAUCCUUAUUUCUUUAAGUACGGCUAAAAACUACAUUGUAAUGAAACUAUGUAUGAAAUUUUAAUGUUUUGGAAGAAAUAAAAAAAAUAUUAUGGAUUUUUAUUAUAGAAAUAAGUCGUCCUCGCUCUUCUUACGCUAAAUAUAAAAUGGUCUCGCCUAUAUGUAUGUCUUAUGGUCUUUAAAUUUUCAUAAAAUAUCUAACGGCGGUUUUCAAUAAAUGAUCCAACAAUUUUAAAUUUCGAACCGAUUCCAAAAAUAAACCAAUCAUAAUUAGUUAUUUGUGAGCAUGUCAAAAGAACUAUUGAUUGGUCCGUUUUUGAGAGGGUUUGAAAAAAGCGAUCGGGAUCGUUUACUGAAAGCUUUGGUACAUACUCCAAUCGUUUGGUUUAUUUAGCUAUUUGUAGUUAUAUUUGACAGCUAGUCAUAUUUUUUGUCUCUAUUAGUGCUAUUUGAAGAAUGAAAGGUUUUAUUUUAUUGUAAAAGGGUAUUAUAAUAAAGACAGCUAUGUGCGUACAUUUCCUAUGAACUGCGAAGUAAUGCAUUUUUAGAACAGGGCCGUAUUUAACACUCGGUCUGGGGGUCCCAGUCUGCAAUUAAUCUAGUUAUGAAUGUUUUUUCUUGUACUCUAAAUAUACCUAUUUGAAUAAUUUAUUCUAAAUUAUAUUAAUUGACAGUUGUAUACACUUAAUUAAAUUGGUGAACAAAUAAAACUUUUUAUGAAAAUUUUGAUUUAAGGUAAAACUGGUAUUAUUGGAGAUUUAAAAAAUAAUAAAAAGUAUUUAAAUUCAACAUUCCAUGUUCAGUAGUGGUAAUUGAAAUAAUCCAAACAAUUAUUAGGAUUCCAAAAUCAAAACAAAAACUUGGUAUUAUGAAUUUCUCUUAUGCAUGUAAUAUCAAUUUUAUGUAUACUAUCUUUUGUAAAUAAUAAAAAAAAAAGUAAAAAAUAUUUAAUAAUUUGUUGGUGUAAUUCGAUAGUACAAGUACAAAAAUUAUGAAUUUGUUUUUAUUUAACCCCUAUAUUAUCAUAAUGUAUUGACUUAAUAUAUCGAAAUACACUGGCCCAUAUUAAGUACCAAAUAACGUAUGUAUUAAUUUUUUAACUACACUUUGCACCACUUUCUGUUGUGUGUUAGCAUACAUGUGUAAUUUAGAUAACAUAUAUUUAUUUCACUUAUGUACUUAAAUGUUAAUGAAAUAUAAUAUAUGAGCUUAUA
Messenger RNA from Manduca sexta (tobacco hornworm), 5523 nucleotides. Its product is annotated as protein HID1. NCBI's taxonomy places the organism in Eukaryota, Metazoa, Arthropoda, Insecta, Lepidoptera, Sphingidae. Gene Ontology annotation, cellular component: membrane; Golgi trans cisterna; Golgi medial cisterna. The transcript has 17 exons. The record is from RefSeq and is a predicted model, not a curated record. The coding region runs from base 101 to 2524 and encodes 807 amino acids.